Gadus chalcogrammus (walleye pollock) is the source of this 1193-nucleotide messenger RNA. RefSeq lists its product as uncharacterized. Bases 40 to 1005 code for a protein of 321 amino acids. NCBI's taxonomy places the organism in Eukaryota, Metazoa, Chordata, Actinopteri, Gadiformes, Gadidae. The record is from RefSeq and is a predicted model, not a curated record. The transcript is spliced from 4 exons.
UCUGUGCACGUGAGCAAAAGCAAACCCCUGUAUUCAGAGAUGUCUGGCAAACGGAAUGGAAAAAUAUCCACGUUUUUGUUUAUCGUAACUUUAACCUUUGACAAUCUACAUUUAAGUUUUUCGUUGAGUGAAGUCAUCAAGUUAAAGACAUUAUUUGGGUUGCCUGCUUUUCGAGAUAACGUGGAGAGCGAAUACCAUGUAAAUGCUCGGCAGACUCUCCGAACGCGGGGCAGUGUUCUGCCCAGACCUGCCCGCUCAGCUCUUCCACAGCAUCGGUCGUGGGUCGCGGGGUUGAGCCCACCGACCCUCCAUCGUUCAAGUGUGCCCAAACAGCUUGCAGAUCCGGACACAUAUGAGCAGAGGGCAUCGGAAGUCUCUCUGAAGUUUGGAAUUGGCAGUGAGCAAAAUACAAAAGAUUCCGACAGACAUCGUGCUAGUGCUUAUCAAGCAGACUACCCAGGCUUUAAGGAAAUCAACAAGGGGAAUAUAUUUGGCCCUUCAUUUGAAGACAGCAGGCCUACUCCCUCUUCGGAAUGGCAGGCUAUGAGGCCCUUGGUUCAGUGUCACGACACCACCAUGACUUUGACGGCCUCUGGACAAGGAUUCUCACAAUUGUUUCUGGAAAGAGAGGGGGAUUUCCCCAUCUCUGUGUUUCACUUGCCACCAAACUGUGGUUAUUCGGUGAAGGCCUCCCGGAAUGGCCUGGUAUUGGAAGCUCCCUAUGAUGGCUGUUACAUGACCAAGCAGAACGGCAGCUAUGUGCUGCCAAUGCUGUGGUGGGACAGCCCGCUGAGACUCUCCUGUCCGAUGCAGAAGAGCCCUCCCUCUCCAGCGUUAACCCUCUCUCGCCCGUGGGCCCUCUGCUCACCCUAUGGGGUGUCCGUGCACAUGUAUGGAACAGAUGAGGAGAUCCCCUCACUGGGCACCAUAGGUGUGUGUGACGCUGGUGUUGUAAAGGAAUUUUGGUUUGACCGUUUUGUGCUUGGAUUAUAUUAUGACUUGUGAGACUGUACUUCAGCCUUCGGACACAGGCUUACGUUAUUUACAAAAACUCCAGCUAGUCGGAUUCUAAAGUUAAAUGCUGCUUACUGCGCUCAUGCCAAUUUGGUGGAAAGUUAAGCAACAACAUUGUUAUCAUUAUAUGGUCCAUUUCUUAUAAAACGGCUGUGUUUGUUGCAUCCAUUGCUAAACCU